AUGAAAGAUUUGGGUUUGCUUAGCUACUUCCUUGGCUUGGAAAUUUCUCAAGAUUCAUCUAGUUACUUUCUUACCCAGGCCAAGUAUACUUCUGAUCUCUUGGCUCGUGCUAGACUUAACGAUUGCAAGACUGCCACUACUCUUGUUGAUCCUCAGACUUGUCUUACACCUCUUGAAGGUUCCUUAUUGUCUGAUGCCACCAAAUAUCGUCAGCUAGUAGGCAGUCUUGCUUAUGUUGUCCACAUUGCCAAUUGGGCGGGGGAUCCUACUAACCGUCGUUCCACUGCUGGGUUCUGCUUCUUCUUGGGCACCUCUCUUAUUGCCUGGCGUAGCAAGAAGCAAACUCUUGUUGCUUGUUCUAGUACUGAGGCUAAGUAUCGUGCUCUUGCUGACACUACUCAGGAGCUUGUGUGGCUCCGUUGGCUUCUUUCUGAUUUGGGAGUUUCUCAUUCUUCUACCACCAAUCUUUAUUGUGACAACCAGAGUACUAUUUAG
Molecule: messenger RNA, 495 nt
Organism: Camellia sinensis
Lineage: Eukaryota; Viridiplantae; Streptophyta; Magnoliopsida; Ericales; Theaceae
Source: RefSeq, a predicted model, not a curated record